This is a messenger RNA of Schistocerca americana (American grasshopper), 777 nucleotides long. Its product is annotated as proline-rich receptor-like protein kinase PERK2. The record is from RefSeq and is a predicted model, not a curated record. Lineage: Eukaryota; Metazoa; Arthropoda; Insecta; Orthoptera; Acrididae. The coding region runs from base 1 to 777 and encodes 258 amino acids. The transcript is spliced from 3 exons.
AUGGCUAAAUACAAGAGUGAUAUAUUUCAUACUCAGCCAACAACUUCAGCUCGAACUUCAGCUACAACAGCUCCCUCUACUACCCCCGCCCUCACGUACGCCUCUGUUGCCGCCUCUGCUGCCGCCCCUCAGGUGGUUGGCUUCCCCUCUCUCACCAACCCCGUCGCUUCGUCUUCUGCAUCUCCCGCACGCAUCACGUCGCGCCGAGCCACCAUCGCCACCACUGAACCAGCUGCUUCUCCCGGUGCCUCCACUACGCCACAAGGAUCUGCCACCCGCCACCUCCCUCUCCUCCCAGUCCCUCUCCCCUCCUCACAGCCUCCAGUCUCCAAAAAACCCCAAAAGCGCGUCCUUACCGACUCUGCUCCCGCCACUUCCCACAAAAAAUCAACACCACCUCCCCCUCCCCCUGCCGUCACCAUGGACACCACCCCUCCUCCUGCCACCCCUACCUUGGCCCCCACCCUCCACACCUUUGUCCUGUCAACUCCCGAUCCUAAGUUCCUCGACGCUCGUACCCUCACCAAGGAAAUACCGACAGUCUCACGUAAGAGAGUCGCUGGGCGUCGGGGGCCCGGUGCGAGACGAUGCCAGACAGACGCUUUCCUGGAAAGCCACUUUGCGACGCACAAUGGGAGCGUCGUGACGUCCCCGGUAGGAGGCGCAGGAGGUGACAGCGGCUGUUCUACCCCCGGCAUCAAAGUCUCGUGCCCCACGGGCCCUUCGACGCUGUCCCAAGCUAUCACGCUGUUUGUGAAACAGAACGUAAAGAAUUAA